AUGAGACCCGCUCGAGCGGAGGACCAGCAGCCAGCCCGACGCUGAUGGUUCUUACCUCGUACUAAAACCUUUGCUUUGACACAGUUUUAGAGUUGCUUAAUAUUCGAGCAAGCACCUGACACGGGUGACUUUCUCCUUCUUUUUUUCCUCCGGUCCCUCGGGUAAGAUGGAGGUAGAAAAUGAAGCCAGCUGCUCCCCGGGCAGCGCAUCAGGCGGGUCCAGAGAGUACAAGGUGGUAAUGCUGGGAGCAGGGGGAGUUGGUAAAAGCGCAAUGACAAUGCAGUUUAUUAGUCAUCAGUUCCCUGAUUAUCAUGACCCUACUAUAGAAGAUGCUUAUAAGACCCAGGUCAGGAUUGACAAUGAGCCAGCUUACUUGGACAUCUUGGACACUGCUGGCCAGGCAGAAUUCACAGCCAUGCGGGAGCAGUACAUGCGAGGUGGGGAAGGCUUCAUCAUCUGCUACUCCGUCACUGACCGUCAAUCAUUUCAGGAGGCUGCCAAGUUUAAAGAGCUCAUUUUUCAGGUCCGCCACACCUAUGAAAUUCCCCUGGUGCUGGUGGGUAACAAAAUUGAUCUGGAACAGUUCCGCCAGCCUACACUGAAAGAGUUUGGAAGGGAAGAAUUCUGAUGGUUGAAGCUGCUUCUUUUCAUAUUUGGUUUCUACAGAAGAAGGCUUGAGUCUUGCCCAAGAAUAUAAUUGUGGUUUUUUUGAGACCUCUGCAGCCCUCAGAUUCUGUAUUGAUGAUGCUUUUCAUGGCUUAGUGAGGGAAAUUCGCAAGAAGGAGUCCAUGCCAUCCUUGAUGGAAAAGAAACUGAAGAGAAAAGACAGCCUGUGGAAGAAGCUCAAAGGUUCUUUGAAGAAGAAGAGAGAAAAUAUGACAUGAUAUCUUUGCUUUUGAGUUCCUCACGCUCUCUGAAUUUUAUUAGUUGGACAAUUCCAUAUGUAGCAUUCUGCUUCAAUAUUAUCUCUCUAUGUGUCUCUCUCUCUUUAAAUAUCUGCCUGUAGGUAAAAGCAAGCUCUGCAUAUCUGUACCUCUUGAGAUAGUUUUGUUUUGCCUUUAACAGUUGGAUGGAUUUUGUCAAUCAGCUGGAUAUGCUGUUUAGUUUUUACAACAUAGUACUAAAUAAAAUUGACAUUCCAAUUGCCUCA
Homo sapiens (human) is the source of this 1150-nucleotide messenger RNA. RefSeq names its product Ras like without CAAX 2 (gene RIT2). Gene Ontology annotation, cellular component: membrane; dendritic tree; nucleus. Bases 167 to 628 code for a protein of 153 amino acids. NCBI's taxonomy places the organism in Eukaryota, Metazoa, Chordata, Mammalia, Primates, Hominidae. Gene Ontology annotation, molecular function: GTP binding; G protein activity; GTPase activity. The record is from RefSeq and is marked validated. The transcript has 6 exons. Gene Ontology annotation, biological process: regulation of Cdc42 protein signal transduction; regulation of calcium-mediated signaling; positive regulation of MAPK cascade.